AUGCGGGAAUUUUGUUUGGUGCUUCUAAUUCUUGCCACAAUUGUUGAAGCUGCAGUCAUUCAGCAUAAAAUUAAAUGGCGCCAGUCAGAACGCAUGAAAAUGGCAAAAUCCGGCCAAUGGAAAACUUUCUCGGAAAGCCGGAAGCUCAACCUUGCUGCGCCGAGAGUUUUUGCAUCGCACCAUCAGGGCUUAAUGGAUUACUACGAUCUGGAAUAUAUUGGCGAAGUCACGAUCGGGACGCCACCUCAGACGUUUAAUGUCGUUCUGGAUACCGGAUCGGCCAAUUUCUGGGUUACGUCCAAUAUUGCCCCGAGCGGCCGAAUUCCAAACACCUACAAUUCCAAUGCCUCAACAACCUAUGUAGCCGAUCCGAAAGCUUGGGAAAUCGAGUACGGCAAGGGGAAGUGCAGUGGUGUCCAGGCACGCGAUACCAUGGCUUUUGGCACCGGCAAGGAUGAACUGCGAGUACCAAACACGACGUUCGGGAUGGCCACCGAUCUCUCUGCUGACAUGACGAGUCAAGCGAACUUUGACGGUAUCCUCGGGCUUGGCUUCCAAUCACUUGCUGUUAAUAAUAUUCUACCGCCACUGAUGAACGCGCACGCUCAAGGACUCCUCGACGACCCGGUAUUCACGGUGGUUCUUGGACACCGUAACAACGACGCGGGCCCUGCCGGGCAGAUUACCUACGGAGCCAUCGACACCGAGUCGUGCACUUCCAACUUUUCCUGGGUCCCACUGAGUCGCGCGGCUUACUGGCAAUUUACGGUGUCGAAAGCCAGGUUCGGGGCGUUCAGCGGCGGUCCCUACGAGGUCAUCACCGACACAGGCACCUCGUUCAUCGGUGGUCCCGUUGAUGCCAUUACCGCUAUUAUACAGGCUCUCGGGGCUAAUUAUGACGACCAAUAUGAUAUGUAUAUGACCAGCUGUAGCGGCGAUUUUCCGGAUUUCGAACUGACGAUUGGUGGCAAGGUGUACAGCGUGACGCCGAAAAACUAUCUGCUAAACGAUUUUGAUGGCACAACCUGCGCGGCCGCCUUCUUUGCCUUUCAGAGCGACAGUCCAAACGCUCCAAAAUGGAUCCUUGGCGACCCGUUCAUCCGCCAAUUUUGCCACAUCCACGAUUUUGGCAACAACCGACUUGGGUUGCCCACACAGAAGAAAAAAUCCGCCUCAAACUACUACUUUUUGACGGGUCUUAUUGGUGCGAUUAUGAUGAAAUUGUUU
Mesorhabditis spiculigera is the source of this 1227-nucleotide messenger RNA. NCBI's taxonomy places the organism in Eukaryota, Metazoa, Nematoda, Chromadorea, Rhabditida, Rhabditidae. The record is from the annotation of a GenBank genome assembly.